AUGUCGACGGAACGCAAAUGGACGCCCAAGGAUGAUGAGGUUGAUGAGGAGGAGGAGGAAGAUAUUCAGCAAUACCAAUCGCAAAAAGAUGCCAUUUUAUUUGCAAUCCACGUCUCCGAGUCCAUGCUCGCCACCCACGAUGACACCGAAGACCCACCCUCCUCACCCAAGGACACCGAAAAGCCCAAAUCCAAGAAGGCCACCCCAAGCUCCGCCGUCCUCACUGCCCUCCAAUGCGCCUACUCCGUCCUUCAAUCCCGCAUCAUUUCCAAUCCCGCCGACAUGAUUGGCAUCCUGCUCUUUGGCACGGCCACCACAAAGUUCACCACCGACAGCGGCUACCAGCACUGCUACCUCCUCCUCGACCUCGACGUCCCCGAUGCCACCGGGAUCCGCGAGCUCAAGAACCUCAUCUCCGACCCCGCAGAGUUUUCGGCGCUCCUCGCGCCGUCGGACGAGCCCGUCUCGAUGGCUAAUGUGCUCUUUGCCGCAAACCAGAUCUUUACGACCAAGGCGGCGAACUUCCAGUCGAGGCGGCUGUUUGUGGUUACGGAUAACGAUGACCCGCAUGCCAAGGACAAGGCGCUGCGGAAUAGCGCCAUCACCCGCGCGCGGGAUCUAUAUGAUCUCGGUGUGAGGAUCGAGCCGUUUUUCAUUGCACAGCCGGGAAAGCCGGGUGGUUUCGAUGCGGCACGGUUUUGGGACGAUGUGGUGUACAGAGCACCAGGAGAGGAUGAGGAUGCGGAGAUGGUGGUGUCUGCGACGGCGGAUGGAACGGUGAGACUGAAGGAGAUGGUCUCUUCUAUACUCUCAAAGUCCACGGCAAAGCGUGCGCUCUUCAACACGAAGAUGGAGAUUGGGCCGGGGUUGCUCAUAGGCGUAAAAGGGUACAUGCUCUAUAAACGGCAGGAGAAGGCACGGUCUCACUAUGUCUUUACCUCUGCAGAACGAGCCCAGCUUGUCACGGGUGUCACUACGAAAGUUGCGGCAGAGACCGCUAGAGUUGUGGAGAAAACCGAGAUACGGAAAGCCUACAAGUUUGGGGGUGAACAGGUGGUAUUUACACAAGAGGAGAUGAAAGCCAUGCGUUACUUUGGGGAACCGGUCAUCCGCAUCCUGGGCUUCAAACCGGCAGCCUCACUGCAGUUUGAGCACAACGUCAAGCCCGCAAAAUUCAUAUACCCAGACGAAUCCACACACGUAGGCUCCACACGGACAUUUGCAGCGCUGCACAAAAAGCUUGCCGACUCCAACAAGAUGGGAAUUGCAUGGUGCAUCACUCGGCGCGGCGGCCCACCCCAAGUGUGCGCCCUCUACCCAUCCAUCGAAGUCGUGAUCGACGGCGUGCAGACACACCCACCGGGCUUCUUCCUCAUCCCCAUCCCCUUUGCCGACGACAUGCGCCAGAACCCAGACGUGCCCAUUGUCAAAGCGCCCGCCCGGCUCAUUGACCGCAUGCGGGCGGUGGUGAAGCAGCUGCACAUGCCAAAGGGCUACAUACCCGAGAAGUACUCCAACCCCGCGCUGCAGUGGCACUACCGCAUCCUGCAGGCGAUCGCGCUGGACGAGGACCUCCCAGAGAAGGCCGCGGACCCGACGCUGCCAAAGUAUAAGCUCAUUGAAAAGUACACAGGGGCGCAGUGCAAGGAGUGGUUCGACGAGCUGCUGGAGGCCACGGCGGGCAUGGCGGUGACCAGUGAGAAGACGGGCACGAAGAGGAGCGUGGUGAAUGUGAGGGAGGGCGGGGGGCCAGCGAAGAGGGUGAAGAGUGAGAAGGCGGGUGCGGGUGGCGGCGACGAGGUGGAGAGUGCGUAUAAGACGAAUACGCUGAAUAAGCUCACGGUGGCGAAACUGAAGGGAUGGCUGGACUCGCAGGGGCUGAUUGCGGUGGGGAAGAAGGCGGAUCUGAUUGAUGCGGUGGAGAACCAUUUUGAGAGCAAGAAGUGA
Molecule: messenger RNA, 1947 nt
Organism: Morchella importuna
Lineage: Eukaryota; Fungi; Ascomycota; Pezizomycetes; Pezizales; Morchellaceae
Exons: 4
Coding region: 1-1947 (648 amino acids)
Biological process (GO): cellular response to X-ray; telomere maintenance; cellular response to gamma radiation
Cellular component (GO): Ku70:Ku80 complex; nucleus
Molecular function (GO): double-stranded DNA binding; DNA helicase activity; telomeric repeat DNA binding
Source: RefSeq, a predicted model, not a curated record